AUGGUGAAACAAGUAGGUGGGAGGGAUAAUUUAGGUUUUAUUCCUCAAGAUUACAACAACUACUUGCGAUCCAAAAGAACAAGAAAUAUCAGAGUUGGUGAUACAGGAGGUGUAUUGGAAUAUUUGCAGAAAAUACAGUUUGAUGAUCCUAAUUUUUUCUAUGCUAUUCAAGUUGAUGAAGAUGAUUUGAUAACUAAUAUUUUUUGGUGUGAUGCUAAGAUGAAAGCUGAUUUUGACAAUUUUGAAGAUGUUGUUUGCUUUGACACAACCUAUAGGAAGAACAAUGAAGGUCGUCCAAUUGCGUUGUUUGUGGGUGUUAAUCAUCAUAAACAAUCCAUAAUUUUUGGUGCAGCUUUAUUAUAUGAUGAAACAUCUUUGACAUUCGAGUGGUUGUUUGAUACAUUUACUAAAGCUAUGUGUGAAAAAAAACCAAUAACUAUUCGUACAGAUCAAGAUGCAGUAAUGGCAAAGGCUUUGACUUCCAGAUGGCCUGAAACACAUCAUCGUUUGUGUAUUUGGCACAUUUACCAAAAUGCGGAAAUACAUUUGAGUGGAGUUUUUUCUGAGUUCAAAGAGUUUGCUAAAGAUUUUGCCUCGUGUAUAUAUGAUUUUGAUGAAGAAGAAGAUUUUAUUUCAGCUUGGAACAUGAUGUUGACUAAGUAUGCACUUGAAGACAAUGAUUGGUUGAAUCGUAUGUUUUGCAUAAAAGAAAAAUGGGCUUUAGUAUAUGGACGACAUAUGUUUUGUACAGAUAUGACUACAACCCAAAGAAGUGAGAGCAUGAAUAGUAUUCUAAAAAGAUGGUGGAUGAGAGGUUACAAGUUAAUGAACCAACUGUCCAACACUCUAAUGAAAGAGAGUUUGAAAUUGGCGAAGGAAACUCUCUUGGAGUCAAAGGAAUUAAAACAAAGAAGAAAGCGGUUUCAGGCUAUAGAAGAGCAUUAUGAAAGUAUAUUCAGCAUGCCUAGUGUUGAAGGUUUGAGUAUGGCUGAAACUCAAUUUCAACCACUUUUGUCAACACAACUAUCUCAGGGACAUCAAUUGUGUGGAUGUUGCUACAAUGGAAUGCACGUCAACAAAAAGUGCAUCGCAGGUCGAAGGAGGGUUAUUCUUACGCAACAAAGAGUGAUGAUUGAUUCUUACGCAAAAAGUGCAUCGCAGUGCCUUGUUCUUUACCCCUUGUGUUUGUCAUCAAUGCAUCCAAAGAUGGUGAAGAACUUCAAUGGUCAAGAAUGUCAGAUUUGUGGUGAUACAGUUGGGCUCUCAGCCGCAGGGGAUCUAUUUGUUGCUUGUAAUGAGUGUGCCUUCCCAGUUUGCCGAGCUUGUUAUGAAUAUGAAAGGCAAUGUCAAGGUGGGAAGCAAAUGGCUGGGAGAAGAUGUUGA
Messenger RNA from Zingiber officinale, 1383 nucleotides. Its product is annotated as protein FAR1-RELATED SEQUENCE 5-like. The record is from RefSeq and is a predicted model, not a curated record. The transcript has 5 exons. Lineage: Eukaryota; Viridiplantae; Streptophyta; Magnoliopsida; Zingiberales; Zingiberaceae. The coding region runs from base 1 to 1383 and encodes 460 amino acids. Gene Ontology annotation, biological process: regulation of DNA-templated transcription.